Messenger RNA from Erinaceus europaeus (western European hedgehog), 3288 nucleotides. RefSeq names its product phosphodiesterase 8A (gene PDE8A). The record is from RefSeq and is a predicted model, not a curated record. Gene Ontology annotation, molecular function: 3',5'-cyclic-AMP phosphodiesterase activity. Gene Ontology annotation, biological process: positive regulation of ERK1 and ERK2 cascade; signal transduction; cellular response to epidermal growth factor stimulus. The transcript has 22 exons. Lineage: Eukaryota; Metazoa; Chordata; Mammalia; Eulipotyphla; Erinaceidae. Bases 200 to 2629 code for a protein of 809 amino acids.
CCCCUCCCGACGGCGCGCCCGGCCUCCCCCCCGCGCCCAGCCCGCGGGCCGCCCCCCGGAAGCCGCGGAGGGGCCAUGUCCGCCCGGCCCGCGCCCUCUCCCCGCUCGUCGCCCGGCCCCGAAAGGGGCGGCCGCUCCUGACGCCGCCGCCCGCCGGACCUGUCGCCGCGGCCCGGGCGCCCGGCGGCCUGAGAGAAGCAUGGGCUGCGCCCCCAGCGCCCCCGACGGCCGGCCCGUGCUGCCCUCCAGCCUCUGCGGACUCGACCUCGGCGCCGGCGAGGGGCCGGUCCCCGGGCUGCCCCAGGUGUCAGAGAGGGAUGUGCAGUUUGGCCCCAUGAAAUUCCACCUAGAUCAGCUCCAGGUCUUGUUAGUGUUCCCUCGAAAAGACAGCCAGUGCACCAGCUUCUCCAGGGCAUGUGAGAAGGCAGGGUUCGGUUGCACCGUGGCCAAGGAGACCAAGGCCGUGCUGGACUGCUUUCUGAACAAUCACCCCGACAUCGUCAUCAUCGACCACAGGAACCCCCAGCAGCUGGAUGCAGUGGCGCUAUGCAGAAACAGAGAGGGAGAGACAGUACAGCACUGCUCCACCACCCACAAGGCUUGCCCUGGUGCUGUCACAUUCCCAUGCGGCACUGGGGCUCAAAUGGGGCUUCACACAUAUCUGGUCCAUCAGGGCUUCAGAGCCCUCGGGACACACGGUGGUGGUGGCUGUUGUGUGCAGGACCGAGAGAGAAGAGGUGUCGGUCUUGCCCCUCAUUGCCAGCGGCUUCAACAGGAGGUAUGUGGAGAACCCCAGCCUCAUGGCCUGCUACAACGAGCUGCUCCAGCUGGAGUUUGGGGAGGUGCGCUCCCAGCUGAAACUCAGUACGCAAACCCGGCCUUCGAGAAUGUCAUGGGCUACCAGACGGGGGAGCUGCUGGGUGCGGCCAGCCUCGAGAAGAAGGUGGACCUGCUGGCCGCCAUCCAGCCCUGCACCAAGCUCAGCAAAGAGUGGCAAGGGGUCUACUACUCCAAGAAUAAGAAUGGAGACAGCGUGCAGCAGAAUGUGAAGAUCAUCCCUGUCCUGGGGCAGGGCGGGAAGAUAAGGCACUACGUGUCCAUCGUCAGACUCUGCAACAGCAUCAGCAAGACAGACAAGAUGGCCGAGUAUGUGCAGGCUGACGGCCGAGGCCGCAGAGAGUCCGCGGCGGGCAGGCACAGGGACCGCAGGAAAAGCUCGGUAGACCUGAAGGUGCCCUGCUCACGCUCCAGUGAAGUUAGCACCCAGCGGCGGCACUCGUCCCUGGCGAGGAUCCACUCCAUGACCAUCGAGGCACCCAUCACCAAGGUGAUCAACCUCAUCAUUGCGGCCCAGGAGAGCAGCCCGGCAUGGGUGACCGAGGCCCUGGACCAAGUACUCGAGACCCUGCGUGCAGCCGAGCUCUACUCGCCACAGUUUGAAGCCAAGGACGACGACCCCCAUGCCAGCGACCUCGUGGGGGGGCUGGUGUCGGACGGUUUACGGAGAUUAUCCGGCAACGAGUAUGUCCUGGCAGCAAAGAACUUCCACCAGGGCACCACCUCCUCCCUGCACGAUGUCCCCCCGAAGGCUGCAGAGGCCAUGGAGAAUGAGGACUGUUGGGACUUCAACAUCUUUGAGCUGGAGGCUGCCACCACCAAGCGGCCUCUGGUCUUCCUGGGGCUCAAGAUCUUUGCCCGAUUCGGCAUCUGUGAGUUCCUGGGCUGCUCCGAGCCCACGUUGCGAGCCUGGCUGGAGACCAUCGAGGCUCACUACCACCAGUCCAACCCCUACCACAAUUCCACACACGCUGCCGACGUGCUGCACGCCACCGCCUACUUCCUGGGCAAGGAGCGCAUCAAGCAAACUCUAGACCCCUCGGAUGAGGCAGCCGCCCUCAUUGCGGCUGUCGUGCACGACGUGGACCACCCCGGCAGGACCAACUCCUUCCUGUGCAACGCCGACAGCCCGCUGGCCCUGCUCUACAACGACACGGCUGUGCUCGAGAGCCACCACGCCGCGCUGGCCUUCCAGCUGACCGUGGGUGACAUGCGCUGCAACAUCUUCAGGAACAUGCAGAGGAGUGAGUACCGGACGCUGCGCCAGAGCAUCAUCGACAUGGUCCUGGCCACUGAGAUGACCAAGCACUUUGAGCACGUCAACAAGUUCGUCAACAGCAUCACCAAGCCCCUGGCUGCCCUGGAGGAGGACAGCGAGGACACCGAGGGAGGUCAGGAGGCCGUCACCACCAUGCUGCGGGCGCCUGAGAACCGGAUGCUUAUCAAGCGGAUGCUCAUUAAGUGCGCGGACGUGGCCAACCCCUGCCGGCCGCGGGAACAGUGCGUGGAGUGGGCCGCCCGAAUCUCCGAGGAGUACUUCUCCCAGACAGACGAGGAGAAGCAGCAGGACCUGCCGGUGGUGAUGCCCGUAUUCGACAGGAACACCUGCAGCAUCCCCAAGUCCCAGGUCUCCUUCAUCGAUUACUUCAUCAGUGGCAUGUUCGACGCCUGGGACGCUUUCGCCGACCUGCCCGAGGUGAUGCUGCACCUGGACAACAACUUCAAGUACUGGAAGGGCCUGGACGAGCUGAGGCAGCGGGGGCUCCGGCCGCCCCCAGAGGUGGUGCUGUGACCCUGCUGACCGUGGCCUCCGGAAGGGGAGCGACACAGAGACCAGAGGCUGUGAAGCUGAUCACUAAUAUUGAUUAUUCAGUGUUUUAUUUAUUUUUAUUAGAAGUUCGAUAUUUUCUAUGAAUUUUUAAAUGCUGCCAAGCCAAAGCCCAUGACAGCUGCCAUGACCAAAUUUAUGUGAUUCCUGGCCUUCAUAUCUGUGCGGCUCAGCACACAGAAUGUUUCCAUAAUGCAGAUGUUAGAUGCCAUAAGUGACAUUAUCACUGCUCUGCAGAGAUCCGUGUAUACGCGAUGGGUCUGUGCUGUCGGGGUUGGGUCUAGAACACUCAGGAGAAGGGCUGCCAGGCCCCCCUCGCCCCGUGGGGUCCCUCGCAGCCCGAGGGAAAAGGACUCUCAGCCUGCACUUUCCCUAGAUUUUUACAAAUGAAUUCGCAGACAUCUGCCUUGUUUUAUACUGAGUCUCUGGGAGGUGUCCUGAGCAGAAGCAGGCUGCUUGUUUUAUACUGAGUCUCUGGGAGGUGUCCUGAGCAGAAGUGGGCUGCUUCGUGAGCUGCCUCUGGACCUUGGGAUGUAGAAAGGAGCCAGGAUGCUCAGGGCUUUCUGUUUCCAGUGGAAUUGUUUUUUCCAGAUAAAAAUGAAAUUAAAUUCUGUUUCUAAGAA